This is a messenger RNA of Raphanus sativus (radish), 1210 nucleotides long. Its product is annotated as VQ motif-containing protein 33-like. The coding region runs from base 236 to 970 and encodes 244 amino acids. The record is from RefSeq and is a predicted model, not a curated record. NCBI's taxonomy places the organism in Eukaryota, Viridiplantae, Streptophyta, Magnoliopsida, Brassicales, Brassicaceae. The transcript has a single exon.
CAAAAAAAAAAAAAAAAAAAUUCUCGAAGGAAGAUGUUUUAAGACGACGAGAGAGAGAGAGAAUGAGAUGGGUCCAUGACACCUCACUGUUAAAGUCUUUUUAAUUGUCGUCGCACGACAAAACUAAAACAACAACACACAUUGUUCACAUCAGCAACUUCCAGUCGUCUUCUUAUUCUCUUUCAAUCAUUCCCUCUUUUUUUUACCCUCAUACACACACAGAAGGGUAUCAUUAAUGGAGGUCUCAUCAACGUCAUCCCCGUGUUCAAAACCUGAACAAAUCAUGCCAAACUUCCCUCCCCUAAUCUCAUCUCCUAAGUUUCAGCAUCAGAUGACAAGAUCUCCUCAUCAUGAUCAGCAUCAACAUCUCUCAAAUCCUUACCCAACAACAUUUGUCCAAGCAGACACUUCCACUUUCAAACAAGUUGUUCAGAUGCUUACGGGCUCCUCUUCCACCGAUACCAACACCGAGAAACACCACGAAGCUCCUUCUCCUUCUCCGGUGAACAACAGCAAAGGAGGUUUCUCAAUCCCACCCAUCAAGAAAACCAACAGCUUCAAGCUCUACGAAAGAAGACAAAACAAUAAUAACAACAUGUUUGCUAAGAAUGAUCUAAUGAUCAAUACUUUAAGGCUUCAGAAUUCUCAGAGGUUGAUGUUCUCAAGCGGAAACAAUGUUCAUCAAAGCCCAAGAUUCUCUCCGAGGGAUAACUCAUCAGAGAAUGUUCUUCUGUCUCCAAGCAUGCUAGAUUUCCCGAAGCUAGGGUUAAACAGUCCCGUUACGCCACUGAGAAGCAACAAUGACCCCUUCAACAAGUCAUCUCCUCUGUCUUUAGGCAGCUCAUCUGAAGAAGACAAAGCCAUUGCCGAAAAAGGAUACUAUCUUCAUCCUUCUCCAGUUUCAACUCCUAGAGACUUUCAGCCACUGCUUCUUCCUCUUUUUCCGGUUACUUCUCCGAGGAAUCUAUAAAUCCUGACGAGUGUUCACAUUCUAUAUAUGAUAUUAAGUUAAAUAUAUUCUUGGACUUUGCUUUUAACUAUAACUAAGAUAUAUAACUUCUUAGUAAUGGAGCAACUGUAAUGUUAAUGCGGUUUAUAUAUUCAAUAAUUCGUUGCAAUUUAGCUAAUUGGACGGUAGAUAUAUUGCAUGAACCAUGAUACUGAUUUAAGACAUUAUUUUUUUAAUGAAAAGAUCGUUUAUACUUGUCCU